Danaus chrysippus (African queen) is the source of this 1185-nucleotide messenger RNA. The record is from the annotation of a GenBank genome assembly. Lineage: Eukaryota; Metazoa; Arthropoda; Insecta; Lepidoptera; Nymphalidae.
AUGAAACGCGACGCGUACGGUGACGAUGGUCCGAUGCAGAAGAGACAGCGGCACAGCGACGAUGAAGUUACCUUCCUUAUACCGAGCAAGGUGGCUGGGUCGAUUAUUGGGAAAGGAGGCGCUAACAUAUCCAAGCUGAGGAAUGAGUACAAAGCCUCUAUAACAGUCCCAGAUUGCCCUGGCCCCGAACGAGUUCUCUCCAUAACGGCCUCGGAUAUCGACACUAUUAUGGAAAUUGUGAAAGAGAUACUGCCCAACCUGGCUGACGCGUCUGGCCCAGGUUCAGGGUCGAAGCACGGAGGUAGUAGUGAAGACUUGGAUGUACGUCUGUUGAUACACCAAAGCCGAGCUGGUUGUGUUAUUGGGAAGGCUGGGGCGAAGAUCAAGGAACUCAGAGAGAAAACUGGCUCCAGAUUGAAGAUCUUCUCCAACACGGCGCCCCAGAGUACGGAGCGCGUGGUGCAGCUCGUGGGGUCCGCUGGCUCCGUGGCUGACGGGGUGAGGGAGGUGCUGCAUCUGGUGAGGCAGGUGCCGAUCAAGGGAGCCGUGCAGAACUACGAUCCACAUAAUUAUGAUGAUUUCUAUGCGGAUGAAUACGGAGGAUUCGGCAGUGGGCAGGGGCCUCGUGGAGGAGGGCCCCGGGGAGGACCGCCGCGGGGCCCUCCGCGAGGACCUCCGGGACCUAUGGGACCGGGAGGACGUCCACCACCACCCAGAGGAGGCCCUCCGAUCGGUCGCAACGGGCCCCCCAGACCUUUCAACGACUUCUCAGGCCCGGGGCCCCGUGGUAACUUCAACGGACCCCCUCGUGGGAACUUUGGUGGCGGCGGUGGUGGAGGUGGUAGCGGCAACUUCGGUGGUAACUUCGGCGGCAGCAACCGCUCGUCAUCAGGAGGAAACUUCAACAGCAACGGAGGAAACCAACAGGAGACUACCACACAAGUUACCAUACCUAAAGAUCUCGCGGGCGCCAUCAUUGGCAAAGCGGGGUCCCGCAUACGGAAGAUCCGCGCGGAGAGCGGCGCCGGGAUAGAGAUCGCCGAGCCGCUGCCCGGAGCCGCCGAUAGGAUCAUAACUAUCACCGGCACGCCGCCCCGCAUACAGAAGGCGCAGUACCUGCUGCAACAGAGUUCGAUUAGUGUUUAUACACAAACAGACAUACCUACAAAUAGAGUCAUAGCGUAA